This is a messenger RNA of Eubalaena glacialis (North Atlantic right whale), 2710 nucleotides long. RefSeq names its product TNF receptor associated factor 7 (gene TRAF7). The record is from RefSeq and is a predicted model, not a curated record. The transcript is spliced from 22 exons. Gene Ontology annotation, biological process: ribosomal large subunit assembly; Notch signaling pathway. Lineage: Eukaryota; Metazoa; Chordata; Mammalia; Artiodactyla; Balaenidae. Bases 333 to 2345 code for a protein of 670 amino acids. Gene Ontology annotation, molecular function: protein binding; zinc ion binding. Gene Ontology annotation, cellular component: nucleolus.
GGGAGGGUGGCGCUGCGGUUCCCGAGCGGCCACGGGCGGUUCCUUCCAGACUUGGGUACAUCCACUCCAUUUAAUAGGUGAGAAAUCCGAGGACCUGGCAGACAAGUAACUUGCCCAGAGUUGCACACCUGUUAAGUGGCAGAAGCAGAAUUUGAACUCAGGUCUGAGUCUGGCACUUGUGGGUGGGCACCUAGGACUUCAGACCUCUGGCUCAGACCCAUGAAGAUGGACCUACCAACCCCUCUCAGCAGAUGCCUUCAGUGUCCGCUGUGCACUGGCCGUGGGGCAGAAGAGGGGACGCUGCCCGAGGACCUUAGAUGCCUCUCUAGAGCAUGAGCUCGGGCAAGAGCGCCCGCUACAACCGCUUCUCCGGGGGGCCUAGCAACCUUCCUACCCCAGACGCCGCCACCGGGACCAGAAUGGAAACGACCUUCGGGCCCGCCUUUUCGGCUGUCACCACCAUCACAAAAGCCGAUGGGACGAGCACAUACAAACAGCACCGCAGGACGCCCUCUUCCUCCAGCUCCCUCGCCUACUCCCCGCGGGACGAGGAGGACAGCAUGCCCCCCAUCAGCACCCCGCGCCGCUCUGACUCGGCCAUCUCUGUCCGCUCCCUGCACUCGGAGUCCAGCAUGUCCCUGCGCUCCACGUUCUCUCUGCCCGAGGAGGAGGAGGAGCCGGAGCCGCUGGUGUUUGCCGAGCAGCCCUCGGUGAAGCUCUGCUGCCAGCUCUGCUGCAGUGUGUUCAAGGACCCUGUGAUCACCACGUGUGGGCACACCUUCUGUCGAAGAUGCGCCUUGAAGUCAGAGAAGUGUCCCGUGGACAAUGCCAAGCUGACGGUGGUGGUGAACAACAUCGCGGUGGCUGAGCAGAUUGGCGAGCUCUUCAUCCACUGCAGGCACGGUUGUCGGGCAGUGGGGGGCGGGAAGCCCACUGUCUUUGAGGUGGACCCCCGAGGGUGUCCCUUCACCAUCAAGCUCAGCGCCCGGAAGGACCACGAGGGCAGCUGUGACUACAGGCCUGUGCGGUGCCCCAACAACCCCAGCUGCCCGCCCCUUCUCAAGAUGAACUUGGAGGCACACCUCAAGGAGUGCGAGCACAUCAAGUGUCCCCACUCCAAGUACGGGUGCACGUUCAUCGGAAACCAGGACACGUAUGAGACGCACUUGGAGACCUGCCGCUUCGAGGGCCUGAAGGAGUUCCUGCAGCAGACGGAUGACCGCUUCCACGAGAUGCACGUGGCGCUGGCCCAGAAGGACCAGGAGAUCGCCUUCCUGCGCUCCAUGCUGGGCAAGCUCUCAGAGAAGAUCGACCAGCUGGAGAAGAGCCUGGAGCUCAAGUUCGAUGUCCUGGAUGAAAACCAGAGCAAGCUCAGCGAGGACCUCAUGGAGUUCCGGAGGGACGCGUCCAUGUUGAAUGACGAGCUGUCCCACAUCAAUGCACGGCUGAAUAUGGGCAUCCUAGGAUCCUACGACCCGCAGCAGAUCUUCAAGUGCAAAGGAACUUUUGUGGGUCACCAGGGCCCCGUCUGGUGUCUCUGCGUCUACUCAAUGGGGGACCUGCUCUUCAGCGGCUCCUCUGACAAGACCAUCAAGGUGUGGGACACGUGUACCACCUACAAGUGUCAGAAGACGCUGGAGGGCCAUGAUGGCAUUGUGCUGGCACUCUGCAUCCAGGGGUGCAAGCUUUACAGCGGCUCAGCCGACUGCACCAUCAUCGUUUGGGACAUCCAGAACCUGCAGAAGGUGAACACGAUCCGGGCCCACGACAACCCGGUGUGCACGCUGGUCUCCUCACACAACAUGCUCUUCAGCGGCUCCCUGAAGGCCAUCAAGGUGUGGGACAUUGUGGGCACCGAGCUGAAGCUGAAGAAGGAGCUCACCGGCCUCAACCACUGGGUGCGGGCCCUGGUGGCCGCCCAGAGCUACCUGUAUAGCGGCUCCUACCAGACAAUCAAGAUCUGGGACAUCCGGACCCUCGACUGCAUCCACGUCCUGCAGACAUCUGGCGGCAGCGUCUACUCUAUUGCCGUGACGAAUCACCACAUUGUCUGUGGCACCUACGAGAACCUCAUCCACGUGUGGGACAUUGAGUCUAAGGAGCAGGUGCGGACCCUGACAGGACACGUUGGCACUGUGUACGCCCUGGCGGUCAUCUCAACGCCAGACCAGACCAAAGUCUUCAGCGCAUCCUACGACCGGUCUCUCAGGGUCUGGAGUAUGGACAACAUGAUCUGCACGCAGACUCUGCUGCGUCACCAGGGCAGUGUGACUGCGCUGGCUGUGUCCCGGGGCCGGCUCUUCUCAGGAGCCGUGGACAGCACCGUGAAGGUGUGGACUUGCUAACAGAAUCCAGGCCAGGUCUUGGCUUCCUCUGGGCCUGACCUAGGCCUGUCCAAGUCCGGCGAGCCACAUGGCUGGUCUUGGGGUCUCUGCCUGCCCCAUGGGAACAGGCAGGCAGACUCAGCCAGGCAGACAGACAGUGCCCUCCCUGCCCUGCGCCCAGUGAGCCUCCCUCUGCUUGGCCUUGUCAUCGUCACUGCCAGGACAGUGCCCAGCCCGUCUGGGUGCCAGGUACGACGCUCACCAGGCCCACCCUCCAUCCCCACUCCAGAUGGACUGUGGGCCUUUUUACUCACCUUUUCUACUGUUUUUAGACUGUAUAUAAAUUUGAUUACUUCCUGAUUGAAAUAAAAGCUGCACAGACUGUG